AUGAGGGGUGAGAAGCUGCUCCUCGAGAAGGGGGCGGAUCCGUACUCGGAAGAGGACAGCUGCUGCGAGUAUCCACCCCUAAAACAUGUCGCCGGUCAUGGUAAGGUCGAGAUCGUGAGAUUACGCUUGAAGCAAGAUGCUGCAUCGGCCGAAAGCAAGAAAGAUCAUAUUCUCAGGGCGCUGGAGGCUGCGUGUCAGGCGAGCCACGACGAGGUGGUUGAUGUAUUGAUGGAUCAGGAUCCCUUUGGCUGCGCAGGUAACGGGCUGCAACAAGCGCUGUCAUUGGGUUACGCUGCUGAGCUCUGUACUGCAUAUAUGUAG
Aspergillus saccharolyticus JOP 1030-1 is the source of this 321-nucleotide messenger RNA. RefSeq lists its product as uncharacterized. NCBI's taxonomy places the organism in Eukaryota, Fungi, Ascomycota, Eurotiomycetes, Eurotiales, Aspergillaceae. The transcript has a single exon. The record is from RefSeq and is a predicted model, not a curated record. Bases 1 to 321 code for a protein of 106 amino acids.